UGCAGCGGCGGAAGCGGGGCUCGGCUCCCAGCAUCGGUGUCACGGGAAGACCCAGCUACGGCCGCCGCCGAGGGUCCCGCCGCGGCCCGGGGCGCAGGUGCCAUGAGCUCGCAGCAGUUUCCCCGCUCGGGCGCCCCGCCCGCCGGCCUGGGAGCAGCGCCGCCGCCGCCGCCCCUGCCCGCCAGCGCCGCCGCCGGCCUCAUCAACCCUGCCGCCGCCGCCGUGAGCGAUGAAUCUAAUCGAGACUCAGAAGUUACCCCUAGAGAGCACAUUGGUCCUGGUGGCUCCAUACAACCUCGAGAAGAAAAGCAGGAACCAGUGGUGGUUCGGCCGUAUCCACAGGUUCAGAUGUUGACACAGCACCAUCCUGUGCAGUCUGGUGCCCCAGUGACAGUGACAGCUUCACCAGCGCAUUUGACUCCAGCUGUACCACUUUCCUUUUCAGAUGGACUGAUGAAGCCACCUUUGAAGCCUACUAUGCCCAGUCGGCCCAUUGCUCCUGCUCCGCCUUCUACUCUGUCAGCUCCCACGAAGGUUCCUGGACAGGUCACUGUCACCAUGGAAAGCAGCAUCCCACAGGCUCCAACAAUUCCAGUGGCAACAAUCAGCGGACAGCAGGGGCAUCCUAGUAACUUGCACCACAUCAUGGCUACCAAUGUGCAGAUGUCUAUCAUCAGAAGUAGUGCUCCUGGGCCUUCUCUGCACAUCGGAGCUUCUCACCUACCCCGAGGUGCAGCGGCUGCUGCAAUGAUGUCCAGCUCUAAAGUAACCACAGUCCUCAGACCAGCGUCACAGUUGCCAAAUGCAGCUGCGGCUCAGCCAGCAGUUCAGCACAUCAUUCAUCAACCGAUCCAGUCUCGUCCUCCUGUGACCACUUCAAGCACUAUUCCUCCUGCUGUGGUGGCAACUGUCUCGGCCACAAGAGCUCAGUCUCCAGUUAUAACUACAACAGCAGCACAUGCUACAGAGUCAACCCUCAGUCGACCUACUCUGUCUAUCCAGCAGCACCCACCUUCUGCAGCUAUUAGUAUUCAGCGGCCUGCACAGCCAAGGGAUACAGCUACUCGGAUUACACUGCCAUCUCACCCGGCUAUAGGAACACAGAAGCCACAGCUGCACACCAUGGCUCAGAAAACUAUUUUCAGUACUGGUACUCCAGUGGCAGCAGCAACAGUGGCACCUAUUUUAGCAACAAAUACCAUUGCUUCAGCUACCACAGCUGGUUCUGUUUCUCACACCCAAGCGCCUACAAGUACUAUUGUCACCAUGACAAUGCCCUCCCAUUCUUCCCAUGCUACAGCUGUCACAACCUCAAACAUCCCAGUUGCUAAAGUGGUUCCUCAGCAAAUCACGCAUACUUCUCCCAGGAUCCAGUCUGAUUACACAGCAGAGAGGAGUAAUCUCAUUCCCAUCCCUGGUCACCGGGCAUCUCCAAACCCAGUAGCAAUGGAAACCAGAAAUGACAACAGGCAGUCAGUGCCUGUCCAGUUCCAGUAUUUCUUACCAACAUACCCGCCUUCUGCCUAUCCUUUGACUGCGCACACCUACACCCCUAUCACCAGCUCUGUGUCUACCAUUCGUCAAUACCCAGUUUCAGCCCAGGCGCCCAACUCUGCAAUCACCGCUCAGACUGGUGUAGGAGUGGCCUCCACUGUCCACCUCAACCCCAUGCAGCUGAUGACUGUAGAUGCGUCUCAUGCCCGGCACAUCCAGGGGAUCCAGCCAGCACCCAUCAGUGCCCAGGGGAUCCAGCCAGCACCCAUCAGUGCCCAGGGGAUCCAGCCAGCACCAAUUGGGACACAGGGACUGCACCCCACUGCGCCUAUUGGCACGCAGGGGCUCCAGGCAGCGCCGAUCAGUGCUCAGCAACCACAAACAGAGACAAAGACUUCAGCAGUAGUCUUGGCAGAUGGAGCCACCAUCGUAGCCAAUCCUAUUAGCAACACAUUCAAUACAGCUUCUGCAGCGACUACGGUUGUGCAAACCCAUAGCCAAACUGCCAGUGCAAGUGCACCAGCCCAGGGCUCUUCCCCACGCCCAAGCAUUCUCCGGAAGAAACCAACCACAGAUGGGCUGGCAGUCCGAAAAAGCUUAAUUCCUCCUCAGCCUCCUGAAGUAGCUAGCACGCGUGUGGAGAGUAGUAUGCGAAGCACAUCUGGAUCACCAAGGCCUGCUGGUGCCAAGCCGAAACCUGAAAUUCAUGUGUCCAUGGCCACUCCAGUCACUGUGUCUAUGGAGGCAGUGUCUAAUCAGAGCAGCGAGCAGCCCACCAUUGCGGUGCCCCCUACCUCCCAGCAGCCCCCUUCUGCCAUUCCAACCAUUAUCGCAGCCGCCAGUCCCACGUCGCAGCCCACUGCUGCUCUGUCCACCAUUCCAGGAGCCAUGCCAGCCGCCCCGCCAACUUCUACUACGAUUGUGGCUGCACCUGCUCCUCCAUCAACCAUGAGUGGUGCCCUUUCAGCAGUGCUGGGUCCUGCAGUACCAGAGAUAAAGAUCAAAGAGGAAGUGGAACCUAUGGACAUAAUGCGACCAGUAUCUGCAGUCCCUCCUCUGACUACAAGUACCGUGUCUCCAUCUUUGGCACUGUUGGCCAACAACCUUUCAAUGCCACAGAGUGAUUUACCACCUGGUGCCUCCCCAAGGAAGAAACCCCGUAAGCAGCAGCAUGUGAUCUCCACAGAGGAAGGGGACAUGAUGGAAACAAAUAGCACUGAUGAUGAGAAAUCCACUGCCAAAAGUUUGCUGGUGAAGGCAGAAAAGCGCAAGUCUCCUCCAAAGGAGUAUAUAGAUGAAGAAGGUGUAAGGUAUGUUCCUGUGCGUCCAAGGCCGCCUAUCACAUUGCUCCGUCACUACCGCAAUCCCUGGAAAGCUGCUUAUCACCACUUUCAGAGAUACAGUGACGUCCGGGUUAAAGAAGAGAAAAAGGCCAUGCUGCAAGAGAUUGCCAAUCAGAAGGGUGUAUCCUGUCGUGCACAAGGUUGGAAGGUCCAUCUCUGUGCGGCACAGCUACUACAGCUGACUAACCUGGAGCACGAUGUGUAUGAGAGACUGACUGCCCUACAGGAGGGACUCAUUCCUAAGAAAAAAGCAGCAACUGAUGAUGACUUGCAUCGAAUAAAUGAACUGAUACAGGGGAAUAUGCAGAGGUGUAAAUUGGUGAUGGAUCAAAUCAAUGAAGCUCGAGACUCCAUGCUAAAGGUCUUGGAUCACAAAGAUCGUGUUUUGAAGCUUCUAAACAAGAAUGGAACUGUCAAAAAAGUAUCCAAAUUAAAGCGAAAGGAGAAGGUUUAAAGCCAGAAUGAUGACUCUGGAAAUAGAGAAACAUGUACAGAGUGGAGUUGAAACUUUUUGUAGUUUGGGUUUAUUUUUAAGCGGAGCAUCUGAAUAAAAAGGGUGAGUUUAGGGAACAGAUGGCAACAGAUGGACAUGUGAAGCCUGGUGACCUGAAGGGAUUGUCACUGAUCUGUCAUAAUGAACAAAGAUUUCUCUCAGGCUCAUCCAUUUUUUUUGAACUCUUCGCAGUCCCAUUUGUUUAAUCCUCCUGAUGUGUCAGUGCCUACUAAUUGGAACUAGUGAUGCAAUGUGUGGUGGACUGUGCCCUCCUUCUGUUUUGCAGCUUAGGGGUAAGUUACAGUGUAUGCACACCUUGUGUAUAUACAGGAAACUCUACAAGGGACAUUGAGAAGCUGACACAUAGAGGUCAGCCCAGACACCCGUGCUUCAAAGCAUUGAAAAAUCACACCACUUUUGGUUACUCUAUUCAGUUGUUCUUCUGACCUUCCAGUGUCUGAAGUAGCCUUCUCUAAACCAGUGCCACUGCACUACAUCUGCCACAUUUAGAAUCUCCAAUGGUUCAGAAGUCCUAGCUGUCUAUUUAAAAGAAAAAAAAAAGUGUAUGGGGAAUCAUUUCAAAGUGAUUUUUGUAGUGACUCUGUGUGUGUGUCUGGUGCUCUGGGAUAUCUGUUUCGAAGUACGUCUUGCAGCAGAGUACUUCCUGUAGCUAGUAUGAUGUUAAUUGUAUGUACCACAUACAUCUUGAAAACAUUAAUAAAGGACUUGGAGGUUUUUGUACAUAA
Molecule: messenger RNA, 4076 nt
Organism: Rhea pennata
Lineage: Eukaryota; Metazoa; Chordata; Aves; Rheiformes; Rheidae
Gene: SAP130
Product: Sin3A associated protein 130
Exons: 21
Coding region: 103-3291 (1062 amino acids)
Biological process (GO): negative regulation of transcription by RNA polymerase II
Cellular component (GO): Sin3-type complex
Source: RefSeq, a predicted model, not a curated record